AUGUUAGCGGAUGGCAGAGGCGUCUCAGCCUCGUUUUUACCAAACGGUAACGUCAGACAAGCACCGGUGAUACCCCAAAUUUUACCCUCUAAUAAAAUAAUCAGCGACGAGGUGUAUCAGUACUUCGAUGUAAUCAUCAACUCCUGGAUCCUGACUCUUAUCUCCGCGCUGGGCAUCGUGACAAACUCAUUGAAUGUCUUGGUGUUCAUUAAACAAGGUUUCCGUGACAGUAUCAACGUCUCCUUAAUGGCCAUAACCUUAUGGGACUUUCUCAGAUGCCUCGUCGGCUUCCUCCACCGGAUGUACGUCCCGAUCAGCCUCGUUUCUACCGUCUUCGCCACGACAUGGAAAAACGCAACUUUCCCUUACGCGAGUUACACCCCAAUUUUCGCCGGUUACGUGUCCUACGCCUUGACCACAUACGUUUCUAUUGAAAGAUGCUUAUGCGUCAGCCGACCAUUCACCGUCAAACUACUUUUCACGCCUCUGUUUACGUUCGCCAUGGUAACAACAAUUUCCGCCGUCGUCUUCGGGUCUUACGCAGUCAUGUAUUUCAUUUACGACGUCGCUUUUGUGUUCAACGCGAGACUAAACGACACCACCGCAGUAUACCAGUACAACAGCUUCUAUUACAAAAACCAAAACCUAGUGAUGGUCUACUACAAGUACGUCGGAAUUCUUCUCCCAUUCGGGAGCUUCUUUAUUCUAUGUGUUAGCUCAGCCACAACCGUAUAUUUCCUCAAAAAAUCUUCCACUUUUCUCAAGCAAGAAAAACGCGACCUCAACGUUUCAAUGACUUCAACAAAAAGAGCAUCCGGGAUUUCCCAAAGAGAAAAACAAGUAGUAAAGAUGCUUCUAGUUGUUAUUCUGGUCAGUAUUGGGACACUGCUCCCACGCCUGGUCUUCUACAUAGCACAGCUGCUGGAGCCGGAGCUGUACCUGCUCCGACGCUACAACAAUGAGUUCUACGUUGUAGCCAUGUGGCUGUUUGCGUUGGAUUUCGUCAACGCUUCGAUCAAUCUUUUCAUUUUUCUUGCCAUGAGCUCCAACUAUAAAUCUACUUUUUCUUCUAUUUUCCAUCACCGAGACAAAAAACCACGAACAAUUCUACUUUAA
Molecule: messenger RNA, 1116 nt
Organism: Physella acuta
Lineage: Eukaryota; Metazoa; Mollusca; Gastropoda; Physidae
Biological process (GO): G protein-coupled receptor signaling pathway
Cellular component (GO): membrane
Molecular function (GO): G protein-coupled receptor activity
Source: RefSeq, a predicted model, not a curated record